Molecule: messenger RNA, 1845 nt
Organism: Arabidopsis lyrata subsp. lyrata
Lineage: Eukaryota; Viridiplantae; Streptophyta; Magnoliopsida; Brassicales; Brassicaceae
Product: calcium uniporter protein 6, mitochondrial
Exons: 2
Coding region: 762-1643 (293 amino acids)
Biological process (GO): calcium import into the mitochondrion; mitochondrial calcium ion homeostasis
Cellular component (GO): mitochondrial inner membrane; uniplex complex
Molecular function (GO): uniporter activity; calcium channel activity
Source: RefSeq, a predicted model, not a curated record
CUAAUAUGCAAUAUUAAUGUGAAUUGUUAUUUGUUUUUUUCCAUAGUAGUGCAAAAUGAUCGUGAUGUCUAUAUGCUCAUAUGAGUUUUUCACAACAUAAAUAUGGAUUUCUAAUUAUGGAUUCCACCUAAAUAAUUUGACAAGAAAAGCUAAACAAGAGUUUACGUAAACUAAUCGUUUUUUUCUUUUUUAAAACUUAGUUACGUGUUGUUGUUUGUCAUGUGGGUAAUAAAGUAACUUGAAUCCGUAUAUAUGCCGCGUCAAAUUCAACUCCGAUGACAAGGAUAGGUCUCAUCUCAACAAGGGUUGUUGGAUCAUUUUAACUGUUCCUUUUGUCAGGAUGGUUGUUGGAUAAAAUAAAUGAACUUUAUCAAGAUAAUCAAAUUUAGAUUGUGGAUUUGAGUUAACAAAAAGUUCAUUGAGAUUUUCGUAAAAGCCAUCCUUCAUGCCAAGUCAACAAUGGCUAUUGGCUAGUCCUAGUACCAAUCUUUUUACUUUUUAUUAUCUCCCAAAUUCCAUAGAUAAAAGCAAAUGGCUUCGUGCUUCUCCUCUUUUUUUCUUUUCUUCAAUUUUCAAAAUCGUGUAAUCUUAUGAUAUUAAUAACACAAGAAUCUGAGAUUCAUAAUUAAACGCGUUAAAUUAUUCCAUCUCUUUUUUUCAGAUUCUCAUAGCUUUUUAAUCCUUGAUCUGUGAACCUAACUUUUUUUCAAAUUCGCUUUCACGAAAUCGUGAGCUAAGAUCUUCAGAUUCGUGGGUCCGUAAUGUGGUCAAUGGGUUUAAUAAGGCGUACGGCAAUGUCCAGCGCCAUUAGAGCUUCUUCGCAAAGGACAUGGCUUGGUAAUGGUGGAUUAAGAAGCUGCGUCACCGUCAAAACACCGUCGUCAUCGGAGGAGGAAGAGAAGAAGAAAGAGAUAACUAUAGCGGAAGCGAAGAAGCUAAUGAGGCUUGUGAAUGUUGAAGACAUGAAGAAGAAGCUUGUUGGUAUAGCUGAUAGAGAUGUCGUCCCUUACACUACACUUUUAGAAGCUUCUCAAGGAAUGGGUAUCGCUAGAUCUCCUGAUGAAGCUCAUAUCUUUGCUCGUGUUCUUGACGAUGCCGGCGUUGUCUUGAUCUUUCGAGAUAAAGUCUUUCUUCACCCAGACAAGGUGGUGGAUCUGAUUAGAAGAGCGAUGCCUUUGGAACAGAAUCCAGAGGAAGAUCAAAUCAAGGAAGAAUUCAACAAACUUAGAAUCAUGAAAGAAGAGAUUGAUGUUUUAGCGCAUAGACAAGUGAGGAAGAUUCUUUGGUGCGGUUUAGCUACUUCGAUGGUUCAAAUUGGGCUCUUUUUUAGACUAACUUUCUGGGAAUUCUCAUGGGAUGUGAUGGAACCAAUCACUUUCUUCGCUACAGCGACUGGAAUCAUUGUGGGUUAUGCUUAUUUCUUGAUGACUUCGAGAGAUCCGACAUAUCAGGAUUUCAUGAAGAGGCUGUUCUUGUCGAGACAGAGGAAGUUGUUGAAAAGUCAUAAGUUUGAUUGUGAGAGGUUUAAGGAAUUGGAGAGGAUUUGUAAAAUGACGUCGUCUUGUCAUGCAGCUGCGUCUAUAAGGAAUCGUGUUGGAUUAGAACUUGAUCUCGAGGAUGCUUUGCAGAGUCGCAGAGACUGAUUAUUAUUUAUGAAAACAUUCAUUUUUCUUGUCCUCUGGUGGUUCAUCAAACUUAAGAAGAAGAUGAUCAGUCCUUGCAAAAGUGACAAAGAUUGUUUUCGAUCAUCUUCUUCUGCUUCUUAUACUGUUAUACAUAAGUAACCAUUGACAUUGUUUAUUACAAUGAAGAUAACAGAUUUUAACUGUUCUUUUUAAUACGGAA